Molecule: messenger RNA, 2868 nt
Organism: Ipomoea triloba (trilobed morning glory)
Lineage: Eukaryota; Viridiplantae; Streptophyta; Magnoliopsida; Solanales; Convolvulaceae
Product: WD and tetratricopeptide repeats protein 1
Exons: 19
Coding region: 203-2479 (758 amino acids)
Biological process (GO): negative regulation of fatty acid biosynthetic process
Cellular component (GO): Cul4-RING E3 ubiquitin ligase complex; cytoplasm
Molecular function (GO): protein binding
Source: RefSeq, a predicted model, not a curated record
UCUCUAUAGGCCGACGUAUUGCCCAACCGCCUUUCCAGUGCAACAUCUAUUUUGAUGAUCGCUCGCUCGCACGCACGCAGAUACACGCACCGAUCAUCUUCCUCAAUCGCCGAUUUGCCGGCGUCGUUGUCGUCUCGAUCGAGCUAGGGUUUGUUUCUCUACUCCCUAUCUCUGAGCCGGUCACUCGAAGAUUCUCGGCGAAAUGGAGUCCCUGUGCUUCCGCGAUGGCAACAUCACGGACUUCAUCAAUAGUCGCUCUCUUGACGUCCACCAUGACAUUGAUCACAGAUUACAAAUGCACUCAUCUUUGGUACGAAGGCUGUCUUUAGAAAGAGAACUAGAGGAUCAUCAGGGUUGUGUGAAUACUAUUGCUUGGAAUUCAAGAGGGUCACUCCUGAUAUCUGGAUCUGAUGAUAUGAGAAUGAAUAUUUGGAGCUAUUCAAACUGCAAAUUACUUCACUCUAUUGAGACAGGCCACACUGCAAAUAUAUUCUGCACAAAAUUUGUUCCUGAAACUUCAGAUGAACUAGUUGUUUCUGGAGCGGGAGAUGCUGAAGUUCGCGUUUUUCAUUUGUCUCAUUUGAGUGGAAGAGGACGGGAUGUGAAUGUUGUCAGCCCAUCAGCACUGUUUCAAUGCCAUACCAGAAGGGUCAAAAAAUUAGCUGUAGAAGUUGGAAAUCCAAAUGUGGUAUGGAGUGCAAGUGAGGAUGGAACUUUGAGGCAACAUGAUUUUCGAGAGCGUGCUUCUUGCCCCCCAGCUGGUUCUUCUCAUCAAGAAUGCCGCAAUAUUCUUCUUGACUUGCGCUGUGGAGCUAAGAAGUCAUUGGCAGAUCCUCCUAAGCAGUUUUUUUCUCUGAAGUCAUGUGAUAUCAGCUCAACGAGGCCCCAUUUGCUACUUGUUGGAGGGAGUGAUGCUUUUGCUCGUUUGUAUGAUAGACGAAUGCUGCCACCAUUAUCUUCUAGUCAGAAAAAGUUUCCACCGCCUCCUUGUGUCAAUUAUUUCUGCCCAAUGCAUCUCUCUGACCAUAAUCGUUCCAGUUUGCAUCUUACUCAUGUUGCAUUCAGUCCCAAUGGUGAAGAAGUUUUACUUAGCUACAGUGGGGAGCACGUUUAUUUGAUGGAUGUGAUCCCUGCACAUGGAAGUUCUAUUUGCUAUUCCUAUGAAGAUGCUGCUAAGCUUUUGAACUUCAAUCCUACAAACAGUGGAAUGGAAUUGCAAUCAUCAGUUACUGGGGACUUCUUAAAUGGAUCAUUAACAAGGCAAUCUGCUGCCAAGCUUGAUUCGUGCAGAAAGUUAAUUCAAGCGGCAGAAAAAAUAUUGAAAGAAGAAACAAGUUUUUAUUAUGGCAUUGAAGCUUGUAAUGAAGUCUUAGAUGGCUAUGGGGAUGAGAUUGGACCUAAGCUAAUUUCUGAGUGUUUAUGUAUUCGAGCAGCCUUAUUGCUCAAGAGGAGGUGGAAAAAUGAUGCACAUAUGGCUAUACGAGACUGUCAUAGAGCUUGGAGGAUUAAUCCAACUUCGUUUAGAGCACUACUGUUGAUAGCUGAAGCUUUGUCCCAGAUAGGUAAGUACGAAAAAGCUCUGGAGUUUGCUAUUGGUGCUCAAUCCUUGGCUCCAUAUGAGACUGAAGUUGUAGAUAUUGUGGACAAUUUAAGAAAACAUAUUGCCUCAGCUGAAGCAGAGAAAACUAAGAAGGAAAAUGGAGAAUCUAAAUCUGAACAUCCGCGAGGACGGCUUGUGUCAUUAAGUGAUAUUCUCUACCGUUCAGAUGCAAAUAGUGAUGCAUCACAGGAUGGUCCAAGAUCUGAUAGAGGAGAUUCUGAUGAUGAGGAGCUAGAAUUGGCUUUUGAGACAUUAUCGGGGGACGAAGGGCAUGAAAUUGGGCCUAAUGUUUUUCAUGGAAGUUUAAAUUUAAGAAUCCAUCGGAGAGGUGAUACAAAUUCAACAGGAAGAGUGAAUGGCACUUGUGGGUCACCAACAUCAUCAUGCCAAGAUGAGAAAGCAUCUUAUAAGCCUGAGAUGGCAGUAGAUAUGAAAAGGAGAUAUGCCGGCCACUGUAAUAUAGGCACUGAUAUAAAGCAAGCGAGUUUCUUAGGCCAAAGAGGUCAGUAUAUUGCUAGUGGGAGUGAUGAUGGUAGAUGGUUUAUCUGGGAAAAGAAGACUGGUAGAUUAAUAAAAAUGCUUCAUGGGGAUGAAUCUGUUGUAAAUUGUAUACAGUCCCAUCCAUAUGACUGUGUUGUAGCUACAAGUGGGAUUGAUAACACCAUAAAGAUUUGGACCCCAAGAGCAUCAGUCCCUUCCAUUGUAGCCGGUGGAGCAGCAGGACCUGAGACUUCAAAGGUUCUAGAUGCUAUGGAAAACAAUCAGCGCAGAUUGAGUCGUACUCGCGAAGCAAUUUUGCCUCUGGAGUUUCUGGAACGGUUUAGGUUGCACGAAUUUGCAGAAGGCAGUAUGCAUCCUUUUGAGUGCACACAGAGUUAAUCCGAUCCGACUUGGCCAUGCAAUGUGAACAGCAUAAUGCUACUGCCCCUUACCGCCAAACGCUUAGCAUAUGCAGAUGUGUUUAGUUGCCCUGCUGAAUACACACCAAACUGGUGAAAACUCAACCGAAUGCCUGCAUUUUGAUUCAGAAUUCCAGAUCAGAAUUCCAGAUCAUCAAUGCGUACUGCAGCUAGUUGUGCAUUUGUGAAGUGAUGAGAGGAGUGAGUGUAUAGAUGUAAAGUAGAAUUGAGUUGGAUUUUAUUGUGGCUGCUGAAUUUUGAGGUCCUCAACUAAGCUUGGGUAAAGCUAAUUGUACUAAAAAAAAAAAAAACAUUUGCACUCCGUAGCGUAUGUUAAUUGUAUCAAUUCUCCAGCCUUCCUCUUCAAAA